AAAGUGGUGUUCAUAAUGGGAGCAACAGGAACGGGAAAAUCCCGUCUCUCUAUUGACCUUGCCACCCAUUUUGGAGGUGAAAUAAUCAACUCGGACAAAAUGCAAGUUUAUAAGGGACUUGAAAUCGUGACUAACAAGAUCACAUACGCUGAGAAACAAGGUGUACGCCACUAUUUGCUAGGUGAAAUUGAGCCAGAUUCAAACUUCACGGCCGAAGAUUUCUGUCUGAAAUGCAUUGAAUACAUAGAAAAAAUUUUGAAGACUCAAUGUGUUCCAAUUAUUGUUGGAGGGUCAAAUUCGUUUAUUGAAAAACUUGUGGAAGACCCUGUCUUCAUGUUCAAUCAUAAGUAUGACAGUUGCUUUAUUUGGAUUGAUGUAGAGCAAUCAGUCUUGAACCGUAGAGUUAACACGAGGGUUGAUGAAAUGGUCAAUGCAGGGCUGGUGGAUGAGGUGCGGCAAUUUUUCAUUCCAGAUGCAGAUUACACCAAAGGAAUCAGACGGUCCAUUGGUGUACCUGAAAUGGACAAAUAUUUAAGGGAAGAAAAAAAUAUAGACGGAGAUGAUGAAUCAAAGAAGAUGAUUCUUCAAGCUUCAAUUUCAAGUAUCAAGCGUAAUACUCAGAUAUUAAUUUGUAACCAACUUGACAAGAUUCAACGAUUAAUAAAUGAGAAAAUGUGGUCGGUGCAUCAUAUUAUUGCUACUGAUGUUUUCAAAGAAGAUAGAAAAGAAGUUGUUGACGAAGCAUGGAAGAAUACUGUUUUGCAACCAUGCCUAGAUAUUGUGGAAAGAUUUCUGAAAAAUGAUGAUCACAAUAUUAGUACUGAGU
Molecule: messenger RNA, 826 nt
Organism: Solanum stenotomum
Lineage: Eukaryota; Viridiplantae; Streptophyta; Magnoliopsida; Solanales; Solanaceae
Product: adenylate isopentenyltransferase 5, chloroplastic-like
Exons: 3
Biological process (GO): tRNA modification; cytokinin biosynthetic process
Cellular component (GO): mitochondrion
Molecular function (GO): tRNA dimethylallyltransferase activity
Source: RefSeq, a predicted model, not a curated record